This is a messenger RNA of Dermochelys coriacea (leatherback sea turtle), 5070 nucleotides long. It is a transcript of the gene HERC4, whose product is annotated as HECT and RLD domain containing E3 ubiquitin protein ligase 4. Gene Ontology annotation, molecular function: ubiquitin-protein transferase activity. NCBI's taxonomy places the organism in Eukaryota, Metazoa, Chordata, Testudines, Dermochelyidae. The coding region runs from base 771 to 3944 and encodes 1057 amino acids. The transcript is spliced from 26 exons. The record is from RefSeq and is a predicted model, not a curated record.
GGCGGUUGGGACCAGGCUCCGCUCUGUGAGGGUCGGGCGCCGGGCAGGCGUGUGGGCCCCGGGCCGGCCUCGGCGGGAGGGGCAGGGGCUGAGCUCUGCCGUGCCCCAGGGAAGAUAGUUACAGCGCAGUGAGACCGGCCCGGCCCGGCCCUGCCCUGCGGCACGCACAGAGCAGGACGGGCAGCCGCCUCCUCUGAGCUCCGCACGGCCGGCGCCUGGCCCAGUACGGCCCGUGGGCGGGGCCCAGCCAGUUUCACUCGCCGCCCCAAAUUGCGCCAGAGCCUUGGCCCGAUCUGCUUGCGGGACCAUGCUCCAGCGCGGUCGCCCUGUGCGCGGCCCGCUCCCCGGCGGCGGCUGGUGUUCCGUUUCUUCCCUUCUGCUGCGAGUGGGGGCGUGAUGGACUGCGCAGUUUGUAUGGGUGGGUGGUUUUGAACAGACCCGAAAGAUCCAGACUUCCCUGUUCCAGCAUUAUAAGACCCCGGGGUGCUGUUUGGCAAGAAGGAGUUGGUGUCAGCAGGCCACAAUUUGCGUGCACCUAGUUUUAUCUACAGCAAAGGCGCAUUUCAUUGGUCCGUUGUGUGUAAAGCAGUCUGGGAUCUUUCAGUCCGAAAGGUUGAAACUUAUAUGGCAGUCAUUUAUAUGGAUCUGUGAUGGAUCUAUAACUAUGUCCCAAGUCAAGCCAACGUCAUUUUGACCUUCCUCUUCUGAAUGUGAAGGAACAUUUUGAACAGUGAAGUUGCAAGAUCUUACUCAUCAAGACAACUGGAACCAUGUUGUGCUGGGGAAAUGCAUCCUUUGGACAGCUUGGAUUAGGUGGAAUUGAUGAAGAGAUUGUAUUGGAACCCAGAAAAAGUGACUUUUUCCUAAAUAAAAAGGUCCGAGAUGUAGGAUGUGGACUCAGACACACUGUUUUUGUCCUGGAUGAUGGGACUGUGUAUACAUGUGGAUGUAAUGAUCUAGGACAAUUAGGGCAUGAAAAAUCCAGAAAGAAACCAGAACAUGUUGGUGCCCUGGAUGCCCAAAAUAUUGUGUCUGUUUCAUGUGGAGAAGCCCACACACUAGCAUUAAAUGACAAGGGUCAAGUGUAUGCUUGGGGUCUUGCUAAUGAUGGACAGCUAGGCUUGCCUGGAACAGAGGAAUGUGUCCGAAUACCCAGAAAUAUCAAAAGCUUAUCAGAUAUCCAAAUAAUGCAAGUUGCCUGUGGCUACUAUCACUCACUUGCACUCUCAAAAGGAAGUGAAGUUUAUUCCUGGGGACAGAAUAAAUAUGGCCAACUGGGUAUAGGUUAUGAAUUUAAAAAGCAGACUUCACCUCAACUGAUUAAAUCUUUACUGGGAAUCCCUUUUGCACAAAUUGCAGCAGGAGGAGCACAUAGUUUUGUACUAACUCUUUCCGGAGCCAUUUUUGGAUGGGGACGCAACAAAUUUGGUCAACUUGGUCUUAAUGAUGAAAAUGACAGAUAUGUUCCUAAUCUGCUGAAGUCCCUAAGAUCUCAGAAAAUUAUUCACAUCUGUUGUGGAGAAGAUCAUACUGCUGCUCUUACAAAGGAAGGUGGGGUUUUUACAUUUGGAGCUGGAGGCUAUGGACAGUUGGGUCAUAAUUCUACCAGCCAUGAGAUAAACCCAAGGAAAGUUUUUGAACUUAUGGGAAGCAUUGUCACACAGAUCGCUUGUGGGAGGCAGCACACCUCUGCAUUUGUGCCUUCGUCUGGAAGAAUUUACUCCUUUGGUCUUGGAGGUAAUGGACAGUUAGGAACAGGAUCAACCAGUAAUAGGAAAAGUCCCUUCACGGUAAAAGGAAACUGGAUUCCUUAUAGUGGGCAGUGCCUACCAAGCACAGACAGUGAAGAAUAUUAUUGUGUAAAGAGAAUUUUCUCUGGUGGAGAUCAAAGUUUUUCACACUACUUUAAUCCACAGAACAUGAUGCCACCAGAUGACUUCAGAUGUCCUGACUCUUCAAAGCAGAUCUGGACUGUGAAUGAAGUAUUUAUUCAGAAAUUGCUGACUUAUCCAUCUGGAAGGCUUCCUGUGGAGAUAGCUGAUGAAAUAGAUGGAACAUUUUCUUCAGCUGGCUGCCUAAAUGGGAGUUUUUUAGCUGUCAGCAAUGAUGAUCACUAUAGAACUAGUGCUCGAUUCUCGGGGGUUGAUAUGAACGCUGCUAGACUACUAUUUCACAAACUUAUAAGUCCUGACUAUCCUCGUAUAUCACAACAGGUUGCAGCUAGUUUGGAGAAGAACCUUAUUCCUAAAUUGACUACUUCCUUACCAGAUGUUGAAGCCCUAAGGCUGUAUCUCACUCUACCAGAAUGCCCACUGAUGAGUGAUGUGAACAAUUUUACAACAUUAGCUAUUCCUUUUGGAACAGCUGUUGUAAAUCUAGAAAAAGCUCCACUGAAAGUACUUGAAAACUGGUGGUCUAUACUUGAACCUCCAUUGUUCCUCAAGAUAGUGGAGCUGUACAAGGAUGUUGUGGUCCACCUCUUAAAAUUAUACAAGAUUGGUAUCCCCAAUUCUGAAAGAAGAAUCUUUACCAGUUUUCUACACACUUCUCUCAAAGUUCUGGAAAUUUUACAUAGGGUAAAUGAGAGAGGAGGACAAAUUAUACAGUAUGACAAAUUUUACAUUCAUGAAAUACAAGACUUGAUAGAUAUCAGAAAUGACUACAUCAACUGGAUCCAGCAGCAGGCAUAUGGAAUGGACAUCAACCAUGGAUUAACUGAGCUAACAGAAAAUCCAGUUACAAUUUGCACAUACCCUUUCGUGUUCGAUGCGCAGGCAAAGACUACACUCUUGCAAACAGAUGCUGUCUUACAAAUGCAGAUGGCUGUUGACCAGGCUCACAGACAGAAUUUCUCAUCUAUUUUUCUCCCUGUAUUUGAAUCUGUCAAUCCUUGUCUAAUAUUAGUGGUGCGCAGAGACAAUAUUGUAGGAGAUGCUAUGGAAGUCCUAAGGAAAACAAAGAAUGUAGAUUACAAGAAACCACUCAAGGUUAUUUUUGUAGGGGAAGAAGCUGUUGAUGCAGGAGGUGUUCGCAAAGAAUUUUUCUUGCUCAUCAUGAGAGAGUUGCUUGAUCCCAAAUAUGGAAUGUUUAGGUACUAUGAAGAGUCCAGGCUCAUCUGGUUCUCUGACAAGACCUUUGAAGACAGUGACUUGUUCCAUUUGAUUGGUGUUGUCUGUGGGCUUGCAAUAUAUAAUUUUACUAUUGUAGACCUUCAGUUCCCCUUGGCUUUGUACAAGAAGCUGUUGAAUAAGAAGCCUUCCCUAGAUGACUUAAAAGAGUUAAUGCCUGAUGUUGGCAGAAGUAUGCAGCAGUUACUGGACUAUCCAGAAGAUGACAUAGAGGAGACAUUUUGUCUCAACUUUACAAUCACUGUGGAAAAUUUUGGAACAACAGAAGUAAAAGAGCUGGUUCCUAAAGGUGCUGACGUUCCUGUGGUCAAACAAAAUAGGCAAGAAUUUGUAGAUGCCUAUGUGGAUUAUAUCUUCAGUAAAUCAGUGGCUUCCUUAUUUGAUGCAUUCCAUGCAGGCUUUCAUAAAGUGUGUGGUGGUAAAGUUCUUCAGCUCUUCCAGCCCAGUGAGCUGCAGGCGAUGGUGAUUGGGAACACAAAUUAUGAUUGGAAAGAACUGGAGAAGAACACAGAGUAUAAAGGAGAAUAUUGGGCAGACCAUCCUACAAUUAAAAUCUUUUGGGAUGUUUUUCACGAGUUACCACUGGAAAAGAAAAAGCAGUUUCUGUUGUUUUUAACAGGCAGUGAUCGUAUUCCUAUUCUUGGAAUGAAGUGUCUUAAACUAGUCAUCCAGCCAACAGGAGGUGGAGAAGGGUAUCUUCCAGUAUCUCACACUUGCUUUAAUCUUCUUGAUCUUCCAAAAUACACAGACAAAGAAACCCUAAAAUCUAAGCUGAUCCAGGCAAUAGAUCACAAUGAAGGUUUCAGUUUAGUAUAACUUUAGAAAUGAGAUAUCGUAGUUUAAUGUGGAAGCAUUAAACUAAUUCUUUGUGUCUUUCUUGUGGUGGUAAAUUCAGUGGACACGUUGACAAUGUAACAACUGGUUAUUUACAAAAUGUUCAGUGAUAUGAAUAUUCAUGGAAGCCAAAAAGUCCUUACAAACAUGAACUGUUAAUACACAGCUUGUAAAGAACCAUGUUUUUGUCAUCUUAAAAUAAAAAUGAGACUGAAUGAGACUCAAGUUUCACUACGGUGAAUUUCAGCAUUUCACAUUAUAAAAACAAUUUAGUGUAUGAGUGCAUGAAAGACUUGCUUAAUUUUUUUCAAUCACAGAGGUGAAAACACUUUUUCCUAUUAUGAUAGUCCCAUUUGAUUAUUUUUCAUUUUGUAAAUAAAGCUUUGUAAUAGAAUAGUUUCAGUUCUGAUAGCAGUAUGGUUUCUAUUGUGUGUAAUUAAACUUGAGCUUAUUCUAUGGCUUUUAACAAAAGAAGAGUGAUUCUGGAGAUGUAUUUUUCCAGUGGUGGGGUUUUUUUUGAUUUGUUUCUUUUUGAAAACUUAAUGAAAACAAUGAUGGUUGAAAUGACGCUGCCCUUUAUGAUGUACAGUCCAAUUUCUGUGGUGCAAUCACUGAUUUGUGCUGGUGCAAAACUACAAAUUUGGCUUCUGUUAAGAUGGAUGAGAAGACUCAAUAGGUAAUUUAAUUUUAUUACUGAUGGUAUAAUUAAAUUGAUAAAAUUAUGAGGGAUUAAUUUAGCAUUGGGAAUCCAACCUCUGCAGCCGUAGGUUAAAAACAAAGGAGGAGCAAGACAGUUACUAUCAAGAGUUCAAAUAUUUCAUUUUUAAAUGUUGAGUGUGUAGUUUUUGGUCACCUUCUUCCAGCUAAAAUGCAUUUGAAAUACCCUUUUAACCCUUUUUGGAACUUCUUUUGAAUUUUAAUAUAAGUACUCUGAGAUGACUGCUUAAUGGCACGUUUUCAGAUUUGACUUUCCUGGACUGGUUAAGUUCCAGCAUACUUACGUCUUAUUGAUACAUAUGUGACUUUCAGCUGUGAAACAAAUAUUUAUUUUUUUUUAGAUUUUUAAAAUGCAGUGAAAACAAAGCUAAAAUAAAAUACUUGAAUGAAA